Orcinus orca (killer whale) is the source of this 8041-nucleotide messenger RNA. It is a transcript of the gene LAMC3, whose product is annotated as laminin subunit gamma 3. Lineage: Eukaryota; Metazoa; Chordata; Mammalia; Artiodactyla; Delphinidae. The record is from RefSeq and is a predicted model, not a curated record. The coding region runs from base 80 to 4864 and encodes 1594 amino acids. The transcript has 29 exons.
CCACCGGAGCGGGAGACGAGGCGGGCGCGCGGAGCCGGGCGUGCACGGCCGGACCGCAAGGGCGUCGGUGCCCUUGACCAUGGCGGCGGUGGCCGCGCUCCUGCUGGGUCUGGCGCUCCUGGCGCCGCGGGCGGCCGGCGCGGGCAUGGGCGCGUGUUACGACGACGCGGGGCGCCCGCAGCGCUGCCUGCCCGUGUUCGAGAACGCGGCGUUCGGCCGGCUAGCCGAGGCCUCCCACACGUGCGGCCGCCCGCCCGAGGACUUCUGUCCGCACGUGGGCGCUCAGGGAGCGGGGGCGCAGUGCCAGCGCUGCGACGCCGCCGACCCCGAGCGCCACCACAACGCCUCCUACCUCACCGACUUCCACAGCCAGGACGACAGCACCUGGUGGCAGAGCCCGUCCAUGGCCUUUGGGGUGCAGUACCCCACCUCGGUCAACAUCACUCUCAACCUGGGGAAAGCUUACGAGAUCACCUACGUGCGGCUGAAGUUCCACACCAGCCGCCCUGAGAGCUUCGCCAUCUACAAGCGCACCCGGGCCGGCGGUCCCUGGGAGCCCUACCAGUACUACAGCGCCUCCUGCCAGACGACCUACGGCAAGCCCGAGGGCCAGUACCUGCGCCCCGGCGAGGACGAGCGCGUGGCCUUCUGCACCUCGGAGUUCAGCGACAUCUCCCCGUUGAGCGGGGGCAACGUGGCCUUCUCCACCCUGGAGGGCCGGCCCAGUGCCUACAACUUUGAGGAGAGCCCCGUGUUGCAGGACUGGGUCACCAGCACCGAGUUCCUCAUCUCCCUAGACCGGCUCAACACGUUUGGGGAUGACAUCUUCAAGGACCCCAAGGUGCUGCAGUCCUACUACUACGCCGUGUCCGACUUCUCUGUGGGCGGCAGGUGCAAGUGCAACGGGCACGCCAGCGAGUGUGGCCCCAACGAGGAGGGCCGGCUGGUCUGCCGAUGCCAGCACAACACUGUGGGCACGGACUGCGAGCGCUGCCUGCCCUUCUUCCAGGACCGCCCGUGGGCCCGGGGCACAGCCGAGGCGGCCAGCGAGUGUCUGCCUUGCAACUGCAGCGGCCGCUCUGAGGAGUGCAUGUUUGACCGGGAGCUCUUCCGCAGCUCAGGCCAUGGUGGGCGUUGCCUCCGCUGCCGUGACCACACAGCCGGGCCACACUGUGAGCGCUGCCGGGAGAACUUCUAUCGCUGGAAGCCACAGAUGCCAUGCCAGCCCUGUGACUGCCACCCAGCAGGCUCCCUGCACCUCCAGUGCAAUGACUCCGGCACCUGCAUCUGCAGGCCCACGGUGACGGGCUGGAAGUGUGACCGCUGCCUGCCCGGGUUCCACUCGCUCAGUGAGGGCGGCUGCAGACCCUGUACCUGCAAUCCCGCUGGCAGCCUGGGCACCUGUGAUCCCCGCAGUGGCCGCUGUCCCUGCAAAGAGAAUGUGGAAGGCAACCUGUGUGACAGAUGUCGCCCGGGCACAUUUAGCCUGCAGUCCCACAGCCCAGCCGGCUGCAGCAGCUGCUUCUGCUACGGCCACUCCAGGGCAUGUGCGGUCGCUGCCCACUUCCGGGAGCACCACAUCCUCUCCGACUUCCGCCGGGGCACCAUGCUGAGCUCGCUUUGUCCAUGGAACCUCCUGGAUUCCCGGGCAGGAGCCGAGGGCUGGCGGACCAGAAGCAUGGGGGGCCCAGAGCAUCCUGCGCAGUGGAACCCGAGGGGGCUUCUCCUGGACCCAGAGGGCAAGGAGGAGCUCACAGCACCAGAGAAGUUCCUGGGAGACCAGCGAUUCAGCUAUGGGCAGCCCCUCACACUGACAUUCCGGGGCCCCCCCAGGGGCUCCCCCAUCCCUGCGAGGCUGAGGCUGGAAGGGGCGGGUCUGACCUUGACUCUGCGGCACUCCAGCUCGCCCAGCCCCCUGGACACCAGGCAGCCAGGGGAGGUACAGCUCAAGUUCCUGUUGCAAGAGACCUCCGAGGACGUGGACCCUCCGCUGCCGCCCUUCCACGUCCAGCAGCUGCUCACCAAUCUGACUGCUCUGCGCAUCCAGGCCAGUGGCCACAGUGCCAGCCCUGCCGGCCCAGUGUUCCUGACUGAGGUCCGGCUCAUGUCGGCCCGGCGGGGACUCUCCCCGCCAGCCUCCUGGGUGGAGACUUGCUCGUGUCCCAGGGGCUACACGGGCCAGUUCUGUGAGUCCUGUGCUCUGGGAUACAAGAGGGAGACACCACUGGGGGGUCCCUAUGCCAGCUGUGUCCCCUGCACCUGUAACCAGCAUGGCACCUGUGACCCCAACACAGGGAUCUGCCUAUGCGGCCACCACACCGAGGGCCCGUCCUGUGAGCGCUGCUUGCCAGGUUUCUACGGCAACCCCUUCACAGGCCGAGCCGAUGCCUGCCAGCCCUGUCCGUGCCCUGGACAGUCGGCCUGCAUGACCAUCCCAGAGAGCAGAGAGGUGGUGUGUACCCACUGCCCCCCGGGCCAGAGAGGGUGGCGCUGUGAGAUCUGUGAUGAUGGCUUUUUUGGGGACCCACUGGGGCUCUCUGGGGCCCCCCAGCCUUGCCAGCUGUGUCAGUGCAGUGGGAACGUGGACCCCAACGCAGUGGGCAACUGUGACCCCCUGUCCGGCCGCUGCCUGCGAUGCCUACACAACACGACAGGUGCCCACUGUGAGAGCUGUGAGGAAGGCUUCUACGGGAGCGCCCUGUCCCCUCGGCCCGCAGACAAAUGCGUGCCCUGCAGCUGCGACCAGGCGGGCUCAGUCGGCGAGCAGAGACCCUGUGACCCGGUGACCGGCCAGUGCACCUGCCUGCCUCAUGUGACCGGACGGAACUGUGGCCACUGCAGCCCUGGCUUCUACGACCUCCAGCCUGGAAGGGGCUGCCGGAGCUGCGAGUGCCGCCCGCUGGGCUCCCAGGGGGACCAGUGCCACCCCAAGACCGGGCAGUGCCCCUGCCGCCCAGGCGUCGAGGGCCAGGCCUGCGACAGAUGCCAGCUGGGUUUCUUCGGCUUCUCCAUCAGGGGCUGCCGGGCCUGCAGGUGCUCCCCGCUGGGCGCCGCCUCGGCCCAGUGUCACGAGAACAGCACGUGUGUGUGCAGGCCCGGCUUUGUGGGCUACAAGUGUGACCUCUGCCAGGACAACUUCUUCCUCACGGCCGGCGGCACACACUGCCAGGAGUGCCCGUCCUGCUACGCCCUGGUGAAGAAGGAGGCUGCCAAGCUAAAGGCCAGACUGACCCUGAUGGAAGGGUGGCUGCAGGGGUCAAACUGUGGCAGGCCCUGGGGACCACUGGACAUUCUACAGGGAGAGGCCCCACGGGGGGACAUCUACGAGGGCCACCCCCUGCUGCAAGGGGCCCAGGAAGAUUUCCUGGAGCAGGUGACAGGCCUUGAGGGUGCUGUGAAGGCUGCCCGGGAGCAGCUGCAGGCACUGAGCAGGAAAGCCCACUGUGCCCAGGCCAGAGCUGAGAAGACCUGCGUCCAGCUGGCAGACCUAGAGACGGUGCUGGAGUCCUCAGAAGAGGAGAUUCUGCAUGCAGCCACCAUCCUUGCAUCUCUGGCGAUUCCUCAGGAAGGGCUCGGCCAGCCCACCAACUGGAGUCAUCUGGCCAUAGAGGCCCGUGCCCUCGCCAGGAGUCACAGGGACACCACCACCAGGAUUGAGGCCACUGCUCGGAGGGCCCUGCUCACCUCCAACAGCAGUUAUGCGCUUCUCUGGAGUCUGGUGGAGGGGAGAACAGCCCUGGAGGCCCAGCAGGAGCUAGAGGACAGGUACCAGGAGGUACACGCGGCCCAGAGGGCGCUGGGCACGGCCGUGGCAGAGGUGCUGCCUGAAGCUGAGAGGGUGCUGGCCGCCGUGCAGCAAGUCGGCGCAGAUGCAGCCCAGCGCCUGGCCUCACCGGCUGCCCCUGCAGCACCGCCUCAGAAGUCCCAGGCCAGGACCCUGGGCCUGAAGGUGCAGGCCCUGGAGAAGACGGUCACGUCGAGAGAGCGCGUGGUCACCGAGGCUGCCGGGGCCCUCCAGGCCACCGCCCAGGCCGUGCUGCACAAGACAGAACCCCUUAUGCAGCUGCACCAGGAAGCCAGAGCUGCCCUGACCCGGGCUUCCUCAUCUGUCCAGGCUGCCAUGGUGACUGUCACAGGAGCCAGGACUCUGCUGGCUGACCUAGAAGGAAUGAAGCCAAGGUUUCCUCGGCCCAAGGACCAGGCCGCACUGAGGAGGCAGGCAGCCGUUGUCCAGGACAGGCUCCUUGCAGAGUCCAAAAAGAAGACCAAGCAGGUGGAGAGGAUGCUGGGAAAUGCGGCAUCUAUCUCCUCCAGUGCCAAGAAGAAGGGCAGGGAAGCCGAGCUGUUGGCCAAGGACAGUGCCAAGCUCGCCAGGGCCUUGCUGAGGGAGGGGAAGCAAGAGCACCGCCGGGCUGGCCGGCUCUCCAGCCAGACGCAGUCGAUGCUCCAGCAGGCCUCCCAGCAGGUCCUGGCCUCAGAAGCACGCAGAGAGCAGCUAGAAGCAGCUGAUCAGGUGGGUGCCGGGCUGAGCGAGAUGGAGAAGCAGAUCCGGGAAUCACGCACCUCUCUGGAGAAGGACAUCAAAGCCUUGUCAGAGCUGCUUGCCAGGCUGGGGUCACUGGACACCCUCGGAGCCCCCGCCCGGGCCCUGAAUGAGACCCAGCGGGCACUGGAGCGCCUGAGGCUGCAACUGGGCCCACCAGGGGUGCUGCAAGGGAAACUGAGGCUCUUGGAGCGGGAGUCUGAACAGCAGCAGCUGCAGAUCCAGAGCUUCGAGAGCAACCUUGCUGAGAUCCGUGCUGACAAGCAGAAUCUGGAGGCCAUUUUGCAGAGCCUGCCCGAGAGCUGCGCCAGCUGGCAGUGAGGGCAGCCCGGACCCACGGUGCCCCCGGCCCAGGGCAUGCACGCCCGCCACAGGUGCGCCAUGCAGGCACGCUGCCCAGAUCCUGCUGCCGCGUACCCGCCCGAGUCUGUGCCCACAGCCCCUCCACACCGGCAGGAGUGAGUGUGCAUUCAGAGCUCACCCAGGCGGCUGCGGUGCGCACACACCCAUCGGUGUGCUCUCCCACCCCACACACACGCACACACGCACAGGUACAUGCGGACAUGUGCCCGUGUGUGCAGUGCACACGUGUGCAUGUCCAUCCAUGUGUGGUGCCCCCCCCGGAUGCUGGGGGUGUUUGUUAUGUUAUGUUAUGUUAUGUUAUGUUAUGUUAUGUUAUGUUAAAUGCCCUGUGACACUGACAUACUCAGGCAGGGUUGGUACCUGGGAGGCUGGGACCGGGCAGGGUCGGGGGGUCAUCCGCAGAGAUCCAGGGCGGGUUCAGCAAGAGCCAGAGCCCCCAGUCCCAGCCCUGCCCUCUGUCCUGCAGCCCCCUGACCAGUGUGUCACCCGCCACGAACACCCAGCAGCUCCGCAUAGCUGAGGGACCAGGCAGGUCAAAAGACACAGGAUUCUGGGGGGUUCUCAGCAGAGGAACCUGAGGCCCAGGGCUCCUGGGGCCGUGGUGCAGCCUGCUAGGCCGGCCGGGCCGUGGCCCACCCAUGCAGGGGUAUCUUUGGCUUUGUGGAAUACUUCCUUCUCAAGAUCCUGGGACUGGGUCAGACUCACUGAAGGAACCCCCUGCCCCAGGCCCGGUGCCCCUUUUGGGCCAUGGCCUCGUGACCUGAGGGCCUGGGGCAGGGGGCUCAGACAGGUCGCUUUGGAUCUUCCCUUUGUGACCCUGCCCACCCUGGCGGGCCUUUGACCGAUCGACACUUCCCAAACUGGCCCUGCAGCCCUGGGGCCCCAUCUGCCACAUGGGAGGCCCUGCUGGGCGUGGAGACCUGGCUGCCUUUCUAACCUGUCAGGCUAGGGUCUCCCCCUGUGGCUAGGCCCUGCCCAGGGUUCCCGGCAUCUCCUCCUGGCACUCCUCCCCUUUCCUGGGCCCUCUUCCAGCAGACUGCGGGGCCUUGGCACUGGGAGGAUGGGUGCCUCGGGGGGCCCAGCCCCUUCCCAGCGUUCUUCCUGCCCCCCAGCAGGGGUGACAGGCAGCAGCCCAGACCAUUUCUGUUUACCCAACUCUGUUUAACGUGGCAAUAAAGGGCCCCUUUACUAGCUGGUGGUGUGCCUUUGGUCCUCCGGUGCUGGUCGGCAGCAGGAGCCCCGGCUGUGGGUACAGACUCACCGCCUGGCUGUGGGUGCACGUGCCCCCCCCCACGAGUGAGUCAGUGGCAGAGGGUUCAGUGAUUCCUCUUGGCCCACAUGAGGUAGAAGGAAGGUGACAAAGCUGAGCCCAUCGGCUUUGCCAGUGUCUUCCCACUGGGGGGACUCUGCUGGGGUCCUGCAACCCCAAGCAUCUGCCCUCUCCUCUCUGCUCCGGGGGGCUUAUUAGGCAAAGUCUAGGGCCUGGGGGAGUUUGCGGGGUGGGGUACAGAGAGGUCCUCAGGUGACCUCUGGCUCAGGCUGGAGACCCCGAGGCAGGAAAGGAACUCAAAACCAGUGUCCAGCAGCGCAGAAAGGCUCAGGGAGGGACACCAGUGAGGAGAGGAGGAGGGCUUUGGGCCAGGCCUCAAAGGGUGGGGAGACAGCGGGGAACAUUCCAGGCAAGAGGGUGGGCAGCAGCGCGGCACUUGCAGGGUAGGGGCCUGGCCCGCACGGGCCACUCCAGGAGCUCAGGUCGCGGGCGGGAUUAUGGUACGUGCUCAGUCAGGGCUCUUGACCACGAGGCCUGCCCCCCUCCUGGGUUGGUUUAAGCAGAAAAGGGGAGUUCGUUGGGAGGACUUGGGAGAGUCUCCUGGAAUCCUGGGGUAGGAAGGGCUGCCAGGCUCAGAGACGGUCAGGGGCCGGGGGCUUGCCUCGCCCUUCCUCCCGCCCCUCCCCUGCCUCGACCUUCCCUCCCGCCCCUCCCCUUGGUCUCUGUCUCUGCUCUCUCCGCGUUUACUUUGUUUUCUUCUCUCUGCAGAGCAGCUUUCUUUGCUUUUCUUGUGCUUGAUGGGAGAGAAUGUCCCCACUGCCCCCACUUGGACCCACCAUGGCCCCCAUGUUUACUUGUCAUCAGGUCAAAAGCUUGGCAGAGACAAGCUGGAAAACUGACCUGAUUCCAGCUUCCCAGGAGGGACCAACCCAGCUUAGGCCGGGUCCCCUCCCUACUCCUGUUCAGAAAAUCAAGGGUCUCUGGGUCCAAGGCCAUAAAAUGAGAGCUGGGCUGUGCCUUCCCCACCCCCGCAAACUCACUGGGGGAGAGCAUUCAGAGAAGAGGUGCGCUCCUCCACGGAGAAACUGAAAACCGAGGCCAGGGGUAGGGGGGUUGACGUGAUGCACGUCAAUGACCCAGGGAGUAAGCUGGUAGGUUUGGGAGGGAGGACAGGGGGUGGGGAGGCCAAAACAGGAGGUUGCUGCUCUACUGUGAGUUUGAUGAUUGAUGUCUGGUGUAAGUGGUGUCAAGGAGAUGGGGGUGCUUUGCAGACCUCUGGGGCGGGGUCUGAUGCCCCCAAACCCUCUUCCCUGUUACCCAGCUUCUCUGCUGACAGAGGCACACAGCUGUCCUGAUGCCUGCUCUUGGCCUUAAACCUUUCUCUGCUCAAGCCGUGGGGGGCUCAGCAAGGCCCAGUUUCAGCAUCCCCAAUGGGUGGAGAACAGGCUUCCUCUCUGUCCCGCGGUGACAUACCUCAGACCUGACAUCUCAUGACUCAUGCAGUCCAGUCAUGCUUCGGGUGUAGAGAGCCACUCUGUGGCCCCAGAGGUGGGGCUGUGGCUGGGUGGAAUGUGGCAGCUGCUGAACAUCUGGCUAGCAAUGCAGCCCAGCAGCUGAGCAGUUGAAGAUGGGGUGGCCUCUGCCCUGCAGAACCAGUGACUGGGGCCAACCAGCCCAGGGCAACAGGCUCUCUGAGCCUGAACCAGGAAGUGCAUUAUGAGGGUCCCAUUCUAUGUCAGCUGUCUUCUCUGACCUCCAGACGGGACAUCUCCCAGCAACUAAGGGUUAUAACUCCUAUCUGCUUAAACCACCCUGAUGGUAAUAAAAUGUAUAACAGCCCCUGCUGGGUGAAAAGCGUUGUUUCC